AGCCGCGGCCAUUGCCGGGCCGGAGCCGCGGGGCAGCGCUAAGAAAGUGGUUUCUUAGCCAAUCAGACUAUGGCCUUUGAAAGGAUAGCUCAAAAGGACUGGUACAAAAUCUUGGGUGCAAAGCCAUCAGACAGUCUGACAGAACUAAAACGGAAGUACCAAAAACUGGUUUUAUUAUAUCACCCAGACAAGCAGAGCGCAGAUGUGUCAGCGGGAGAAGUGGAGGAGCGCGUGCAGAGGUUCAUCGAAAUUGAUCAAGCGUGGAAAAUUCUAGGGAACGAAGAGACAAAAAAAGAGUAUGACCUGCAGCAGCGUGAACAUAAUCUGAUGAAAGAAUGGCCACUGCAUGCACAAGUUUAUCUUGAGGAUAUGUCCUGGAAUGAAGGUGAACAAUGUUAUACUCUUUCCUGCCGAUGUGGUGGAAAUUACACUGUCUCCAAGACUGAAAAAAAAGACGUGUCUUUGGUUUGUUGUGACACAUGUUCACUAGUGAUAGAGAUACUUCAGUGAUUGUUUCAAUCGAGCACAUUAACAGUUAAAAACUUUUAAAAAUCAUUGGAUAGAAACAGUGGAUAAACAGGGGACAGCAUCUGCUGAGAAAUAUGUUAAAGAAAAGGAGGACACUGCCAGAACAAGUUCAGUCAGGCUUAAAAAAGGAAAGAUGCUGAACUGCUAACAUAGUUCUGCAGAAAUGAAGCUUGUUUUUUCUUCCUUUCUUAAAGAGAUAUUUAUUAAAAAAGAGCUCUGCAACUCAACACUAAGUUCUGUACAACUGGAAUGUAUCAUCUGCUUGAAAUGACGUUUUUUUUUCCCAGGUAGGAACAGAGUACUACUUUCAGUUUCAGUCUGUAUCAGCUACAGCUUGGGUACUACCUCCUAAGGUAAAUCCUUUUAAAACAGCUCAGUUAUAAAAUUUAAUCAGAAAUGAUACAUGUGAGAAUCCUUUGAAGAUAAAGAGUAAGGCACAUAAAUGUAAAACAGGAACAUUUUGAUUUCUAUGCUAAACAUUUAACUUAUUUUACAUUGAUUUCUCACAAGGAUUUCAGUCCUGGAGAGAUGGAAGAGAACUGCAGAGCUAGGAUACCAAGGAGUGCAUAUAUACCCCUAUGCACUGGACUGUAGCAGUGUAGCUGCAUUAAUGCAGCAGGAGCAUGCUUUUGAAUUGAAUAUCCUGAACUAUACCUCCAUCUCCUGAACAAAUACAAUCUUGAUUCCAUAGAUCAAGGAAUCAGGAAGCUGCACUCUCACCUCUAACAGAUACACAGUCCACAGGGCCAAACUAGAGGUAGUUUGAGGAAAAAAACCUAUAAAAUACAUAUAAAUAAGUAGAUAUCAGAUCCUGAGCCUGACUGUUACUCUUUUCAAUAACCUUUUCAGUGCCUUUUCCUAAUGUAGGCGUUGUCUGUGUGUGGCUCCAGAUGUGCUGCAGUGUAACUCUGUGGUGCAUCUCCUUCAUCCCUUGUUAACAGUCAAUGUUAACCUUUUCUUUUAGUAAGAAAGAAUCAAAGCUUUCUAAUAAAUGCAAGCACUUACUGUGAACAGCCAGAAGAAACAGAGUAAGGAAGAGACAUACCAUUUUUUUGAUGGUGAUGAUGGCAGUGUAUCAUUUCAACUUUUAAAUUAGAUGUAAUAGCAGGGGAAAAAAAAUCUCUGUCAGGUAAUACUUGUAUUUAUUCUAAGCAAAAAAUAGUUCCAUUGAUUUAGUAGAAAGCAGUAAGAAAGUUGGCACUAGUCACUAAUUAUUUUAAUCGUCAAGAAAUCUAUGGCCAUUAGGGCUUGCACGCAGAAAUCCAAAGUCAUUCAGAGGCCAUAUCUGUAAAAUAAAAUACAGCAACAAAUAAAAAUCUUUUUAUCACAACUCAAA
This is a messenger RNA of Rhea pennata, 1864 nucleotides long. It is a transcript of the gene DNAJC24, whose product is annotated as DnaJ heat shock protein family (Hsp40) member C24. The record is from RefSeq and is a predicted model, not a curated record. Lineage: Eukaryota; Metazoa; Chordata; Aves; Rheiformes; Rheidae. The transcript is spliced from 5 exons. Gene Ontology annotation, molecular function: ATPase activator activity; ferrous iron binding. Gene Ontology annotation, biological process: positive regulation of ATP-dependent activity. Bases 70 to 510 code for a protein of 146 amino acids.